AUGGUGAGGAUCAUUCCCAUGGCGUCCUCUAUCCGACCUUCCAUCGGCUGCUUCUCCGCUUCUCCUCGCUUCCCCGUUUCUCCGAAUCUCUCUCGCACCUUUUCUUACUCACAUGUUCCUCAAUCACAGCUUUUCGGUACUAUAAACGCUCAUAAGCUUUUGAGAAGAAGUGUAAACUGUUUAGGAGUAGCUGAAUCUGGAAAUGCUGCUCAAGCAAGCACAGCUACUACUCAAGACGAUCUUCUCCAAUGGGUCAAAAAUGACAAUAGAAGAAUGCUUCAUGUUGUUUAUCGUGUUGGCGAUUUGGACCGGACAAUAAAGUUCUAUACCGAAUGUCUUGGAAUGAAGCUUUUACGCAAGCGUGAUAUACCAGAAGAAAAAUAUACAAAUGCUUUCCUUGGUUAUGGACCUGAAGAUUCGCACUUUGUGAUUGAGCUCACUUAUAAUUAUGGAGUUGACAAGUAUGACAUCGGGGCUGGUUUUGGCCACUUUGGUAUUGCUGUUGACGAUGUGGGGAAAAUUGUAGAGCUUAUAAAAGCCAAAGGUGGAAAAGUCACCCGGGAGCCUGGUCCUGUCAAAGGUGGCAAAACUGUAAUCGCAUUCAUUGAAGAUCCUGAUGGUUACAAAUUUGAACUCUUGGAAAGAGGUGCUACACCAGAACCUCUUUGCCAAGUUAUGCUCCGUGUUGGCGAUCUUGAUAGGUCCAUAAAAUUCUAUGAGAAGGCUUUUGGAAUGGAACUUUUGCGCACAAGAGACAACCCAGAGUACAAGUACAAAAUAGCCAUGAUGGGAUAUGGUCCAGAAGAUAAAACUGCUGUCCUAGAGCUGACAUAUAACUAUGGUGUUACUGAAUAUGAUAAAGGAAAUGCUUAUGCUCAGAUUGCAAUAGGGACAGAUGAUGUGUACAAAACUGCAGAGGCCGUAAAACUCUUUGGGGGAAAAAUCACAAGGGAACCUGGUCCCUUACCAGGUAUAAGCACGAAGAUCACCGCGUGUUUGGAUCCUGAUGGUUGGAAGUCGGUAUUUGUGGACAACAUCGACUUUCUCAAAGAGCUCGAGUGA
This is a messenger RNA of Arabis nemorensis, 1062 nucleotides long. NCBI's taxonomy places the organism in Eukaryota, Viridiplantae, Streptophyta, Magnoliopsida, Brassicales, Brassicaceae. The record is from the annotation of a GenBank genome assembly.